AACGGAAGACCAAACCCGCUCGAAGCGGUGAGCUCUCCUCUCGCCCCUUUCAGGUCGUUUGUUCAUGCGAUCGAUUGAAGAGAUCUGUGUCUACGGAUUCAUUCGAGUUCUGAAAUUUCGAAAUUGUUUGCUGAUGCAUAUGCCGUGAUAUUGUGAUUCUUCUGUUCGGAACUUGAAGAGAAUAGUGGAGCAGUGGCCAUGGGAUAUCUGAAUUCCGUCUUCCAAUCCGGUAGUAGCCAAGUUUAUGCCGAUGCACCGGUUACCGGCGGUGGUCUUAGUCAGAAUGGAAAGUUCAGCUAUGGUUAUGCAAGCUCUCCAGGAAAAAGAUCUUCUAUGGAGGAUUUUUAUGAGACCAGAAUAGAUGGUGUUGAUGGAGAGAUUAUUGGCCUUUUUGGAGUUUUUGAUGGUCAUGGGGGUGCUCGAGCUGCAGAAUAUGUUAAGCAAAAUCUCUUCAGCAAUCUGAUCAGCCAUCCGAAGUUCAUGUCUGAUACCAAAUCUGCUAUAGCUGAUGCAUACAAUCACACAGAUUCAGAAUUUCUGAAAUCAGAAAAUAAUCAGAAGGAUGCAGGAUCAACUGCUUCCACGGCCAUUCUUGUUGGUGAUCGUCUGCUGGUUGCAAAUGUUGGGGAUUCCAGAGCUGUUAUUUGCAGGGGUGGAGAAGCUUUUGCUGUGUCUCGAGAUCACAAGCCAGACCAAAGUGAUGAGAGAAAACGGAUUGAAAAUGCUGGAGGGUUUGUGAUGUGGGCAGGAACUUGGAGAGUUGGAGGUGUGCUUGCUGUUUCACGUGCAUUUGGUGACCGGCUUUUGAAGCAAUAUGUUGUUGCUGAUCCAGACAUUCAGGAGGAAAAGGUUGACGACUCUCUUGAGUUCCUUAUUCUUGCAAGUGAUGGACUAUGGGAUGUCGUGACAAAUGAGGAGGCGGUUGCAAUGGUUAAACCUAUCGAAGAGCCCGAGGAUGCAGCAAAGCGCCUGAUGCAGGAAGCAAACCAGAGGGGCAGUGGAGAUAACAUUACAAUUGUUGUGGUCCGCUUCUUGGAGAACCAGGGGACCUCUUCUGUUGAUGUAUCCGGUUAAUAACCUCUUCUCCCUUGGAAUCUCAUAACUGCACCUUACUAACUUGGGAAACACGAAAUGAACUUGUGGGCUGUUAAUGUGCAUUUACAUACUGCAAGCCUAUAGGACUGAACUGUAUUUGAGGUUGUGUAGCUGCCAGAAACUUGAUGUGCAUCCUUGAAUUGAUAGAGCCUCUAGUUUCUAAUUCAAAUGUUGUAUAUUGGUUUAUAUGUUCCAUUGGUGUUUCAGUUUCA
Diospyros lotus (date-plum) is the source of this 1307-nucleotide messenger RNA. RefSeq names its product probable protein phosphatase 2C 59. The transcript has 10 exons. Gene Ontology annotation, molecular function: cation binding; protein serine/threonine phosphatase activity. The record is from RefSeq and is a predicted model, not a curated record. Gene Ontology annotation, biological process: protein dephosphorylation. Gene Ontology annotation, cellular component: cytosol; nucleus. Lineage: Eukaryota; Viridiplantae; Streptophyta; Magnoliopsida; Ericales; Ebenaceae. The coding region runs from base 199 to 1074 and encodes 291 amino acids.